Messenger RNA from Wyeomyia smithii (pitcher-plant mosquito), 2218 nucleotides. RefSeq lists its product as uncharacterized. Lineage: Eukaryota; Metazoa; Arthropoda; Insecta; Diptera; Culicidae. The record is from RefSeq and is a predicted model, not a curated record. Bases 764 to 1924 code for a protein of 386 amino acids. The transcript is spliced from 2 exons.
UUACACAUAUUUCUGAGCCAUUCUCAUUGCAGAUGGCGUUUGCAGUUGGCGUCCUUUUGAACAUAAAAUCGUAUAUCACUCUGUUACAUCAUAUGUAAUAUUUUUAUUUCGACCAGUCAGGCGAGCACCGCUGGUAUGCUACCACAACGGCUACCACGCACGGACGCUCCGUUUCCACUGUUCCCACGCACACUGUAGAACCAGAGUGAAUAAAUAGAGUGACGCAGAGUCUGAAACCAGAAGAACCAAACGAACACUGCAAAGUCGGGUGUUUUCGUCAAUGAAAUAGUCUGCUGGGAGGCAACAAAAAUCCAUCCACUGUUUCCUCACAAUCGGAUUCUUCGGGAACCGAAAAAAACUCACAUUCCUUACUGUUUUUUGUUAUUACACAAAACGCACUUCAUUUUAUCUAUCUCUAUCAAACUUUAUCAAACGAACUUGUUUUAAAUUUAAAUACAAUAACUAUCUUUUCACUCUGACAAUAACAACACUCCGUUGAAGUCAACUGGAACUUGAGCAAAAAGGGGCUGCCAGAAAAAUAUUUUGGUGGAUACAUAAAAAACCGUGUUGCUGUUUUGACUGAAUUUCUCUCUGCGUCACUCUAUCUAUUCACUCUGUGUAGAACUAGUGUAGGUUUCGUAUAGGAUAGAAACGUCAACAUAAAUCAUUCUACAUCGUCCGCCAAAGAGUCAACACCUAAAAUAAAAACCUGAAAGUGAAAGUGAAAAUUGUUAAAGUCAAAAUAUAUUUUUUUUAGUUUACAAUGAACCCGCAAGAUGAAAUAGCAACAACAUCAUCAGCUAUCGAAAACCCAAUGCGUCAUAUACCCAAGCAUGAUGUUGCUGUUUUUGGUGUGUCUUCUGAUUUGAAUGAUAUUAAUUUACCAACCGAUCUGGAUAUCUUGAGAUAUUAUUUUUACUUAAGCGAACGUGCAAAAACAGAACAAAAAAAGUUUUCUUAUAAACAAUUCUCUAAUCACGUAACAGAUAGGUUGGUUGGAAUUUGGGAAAAACUUGGUAUGGAAAUAAUUUCAAAAAAAUAUGUUGCUGUUAAAUUGAAUAGAUUGGUUGACAAAUACCAAGCCGAAAUUAAGAAGACGAAUAGAGACCUUUUAGUGUUUACCGGUACUCUGAACGAAAUUUUUUAUAUUGGAGCAUGUAAAUGCGAUUUGACGGCAGCUCAAUGUAACUGCGGUUUGGUUCCAGAACGCCUCAAAGAGUUUAUGCACGAUCAACAUAAACAGAGAAGACUGAUGGAAAUUGAAGAGCAAGGGACAUCGUCAUCAAUGCCAACAAUGCCAACAUACGAAGAUCCCGAUGAUACAACAUACGUAGACGUACCGAUGACGGUUGAUGAAGAUGUUAUGAAUAGAAGCACAAGUUCACAAUACACAGAAAGACACGAUUGUUUUAACUUUGCCUUGAUGUGUGACAGAUUUGGUGUGUCUGAUAGAGUAGCGUCAGCAUUGGCAACCAGUCUUUUCAAAGAUUUUGAAAUGAAAGAUCAGCAUGGCGAACCUCUCAUCAUGGAUAAAUCGAGAGUUCGUAGAGAAAGAGAGAAAUGCAGACGAAUAGUGCUCCGCAAAAGGUUUGAUGAUUCCAGUUUAAUAGCGUUUUCAUUCGACGGCAGAAAAGAUGAUACUUAUACGAGAGAAAAAAUUGAUGGUAAGUUUCAUAGUAGGAUGGUAAAAGAACCUCACCUUGUUAUUUUGAGAGAACCGAAUUCUCGAUUGAUUGGUUACGCAAGACUGGUAGAGGAAAGUGCUGAAUACAAAACAACAAAAUUGAAUGAAUUUUUCAACGAUAAAAACAUAUCUCUGGAUGCAUUGAUUGGCAUAUGCACUGACGGUGAGCCAACAAACACUGGCACACACGGUGGAAUUAUACGAAGAUUCGAAUUGCUGCUAAAAAGACCAUUGCAUUAAUUUGUUUGCCUUCUACACUUCAACGAACUUCCGUUUCGACAUUUGUUUGGGGUUUUGGAUAAAUCAUCCACCACUGGACCAACAUCAACAACCGGGAAACUAAGCAAGCAAAUUGAAAAUUCUGAAGCUCUUCCGGUGGUGAGCGACUUACAGAGAAUUGCGUUGGAAAAUAUGCCUCCUGUUGCAGAACAGCACGAAUAUUCCACCGAUUCGCAGUACUUAUACGACAUGGCACAUGCAAUUUCUAAUGGCGUGGUUUCUGUGGAUCUGGCUAACAUAAAACCAGGGAAAAUU